Messenger RNA from Drosophila novamexicana, 6485 nucleotides. RefSeq lists its product as uncharacterized. The transcript has 6 exons. Gene Ontology annotation, cellular component: nucleus. Gene Ontology annotation, molecular function: DNA-binding transcription factor activity, RNA polymerase II-specific; RNA polymerase II cis-regulatory region sequence-specific DNA binding; zinc ion binding. NCBI's taxonomy places the organism in Eukaryota, Metazoa, Arthropoda, Insecta, Diptera, Drosophilidae. Bases 713 to 5806 code for a protein of 1697 amino acids. Gene Ontology annotation, biological process: regulation of transcription by RNA polymerase II. The record is from RefSeq and is a predicted model, not a curated record.
GCAAAUAAAAGGUCUUUAUUUAAUUUUACAAUUUAAAUGUACAGUAAAUUUUGCAAUGUGAGCAGCGCGAGCCAAUUUUGAUGGUAUCCAUAACUGGGAGCAGUAUUUUUGAGUAUCUCCAAGCAAAUUCUCGAGUUGGCAGCUCUGCGCUCAAACACGUGAAGUUAGCUGAGUGUUGUGGUAUUUCUUAAUAUGUGUGGUAUUAUUGCUGCCUAUGCCAAGUUCGGUCACACUGCCACCGUAGUCAAAUUACUUUUUCUUGUGCCGCAGCCAAUUUAACAAUUUCAAUUAUUAAUUUAAUUUAAUAUAUCAAUACAAAACUAAAUACGGAAAUCUUGUUGCUCCUGAGUUUGAUUUGUUUUUACCUAUUUACGUGACCAGUCAAAGGGAAUUAAGCAAUUAUAGUUGCAUCGGCGUGAAAUCUUGCACGCCGCCGCCAAGGCGGUGGCGUUGGUAACUUCGCACAAUGUAUUUUCUGCCGUGGUCAAAACGAAAGCGCGUUACGCCAGCAGAGCAGCAGCGGCCUCAAAGAAAGGCAGCGCGGCAGCAGCGAUCGUGAGAGAGCUUAAAUGAGAGCGCGCCAUUCACAGCAAAUGUGAAUCGUGCGUGUGAAAGAGAGUGCAAAAGAAAAAAAAAGUUAAAAAAGCAGCGUAGAUAGCUCAAAAGUGAAAGAACCAAAAACCAAACAAUAAGUAACAAAAAUAACAAAAAAAUGAGUGCCAACAAGCGACGACGUAGCAACAGCGAGAGCAGCCGCCAAAUGGCCACAGCUGACUGCAUGAGUGCAGCCAAGGAUGUGCGCGGCGGCAGACGAAUUCAACAUUCAACAAUUGACGCCAGCAUCGGCGACGGCGUUGUCGAGCUGCUUCAAAUGCCGCGCGUGUGUCGUUGUUGUUGCAAAGGCGACAUGGAAUUGCUCGGCCUUUUCGAGGCCAGCGUUGAGACAGCCAAACAGACAACACAAACUCAACGCCGACGCAAAACAACUACAAUUGAAGAAGCAGCAACAACAACAACGACAACAACAACGACAACAACAACAACCUCACAACAAGAACCACAACAACAGCGCAAAAGUGAUAAUCCCGUUGAAUAUGCGCUCAGCGGUGCGCACAGCAGUAUGGACACUGUGUUAGAGGAGAUGAUCAUUUGGAUGCUCAAUAUCUCACGCGAUGAUGGCCUGCCCCAGGAGAUCUGUCGGCAAUGCAAGGCACAGUUCAUAAUGGUUGCCAAGUUCCGGCGGCGCUGCUUGCGUGUACAGCAGCGGCUAGAGGAGUAUGCCAAGGAGAUAGCCGAGCGCAAGAGACGUCUGGCCGCCAAGCAAGUCGAGCAACCCCAGCAAAAUGAGCCAUCUGAAGAGUAUUAUCUGCACCUGCCCGAGUCACAAAUCGAGCGCAAGCGUCGCCUGGUGCUUAGUAAGGGGGCGACACAGUUGGAAUCGCAGCCAAAACAAGCCAAGACUGAAGCCGAACGCGCGCCGACGCCGGCCAAGCUGCGACGCCUGCAGCUUAGAUUGCGUAACAUGCGCAUUGCCUCCUUGCCAGCCAGCCAGAUUAAGACUGAACAACCGACGCGAAGUGCGUCACAGCAGGGCGAAUUAAAGGAGCGUUCGCCACUGAGAAUGCUAUGCAAAAAAAUGCAGAUGCCCUGGAAAACGAAGGCGGCACGCAAACAGCUCUCAGAAACGUGGUCCAGCUGUUCGACGGCCUCCCACUGCCGUGCAGCGUCCAUAACGCCAGAGGAGCUGACAAAGGCACAGUUGGCGACACCGCCACGGGCGAAGAGUUCCGACACGGAGACCGAAACAAGCGCAGGUCAAACGUCACCCGAGCAGCUCAGCGAUUUGUCCGUAAAUCCAUGUCACGGCUUCGCAAGCGACUGCCCUGGUUGGUCGCCCCCCUCCUCCAUUUUAUCAGUAGCUAUUCCCGCCAUCCAAGACGCAACAACGCCUAAACCAAUUGGCCAGCUUCAGUUUCCACCAAAGCGAGAGACGCCCAAAAAACAGCACGUGGUGCUGCGCCGAGGACGACGUGGGCGUAGCUCUGUGCCGCUAAAGCGAGCGAAGCGCAUUGCGAAGAAAAAGAAGAAGCAGGCAACUGCAGAGAAUCAUUUGUCCAAGCAGAAGAUGAAGCAAUCGAACAGUCAACCAAAAGAGAAACAGUGUGAAGAGAUACUCGCAGCCGGGGCAGAGGAAAAGCUGGCCAGCAGCUCCUCGGAUGAGAAGCCAUGCUACAGUCGGGAUGUACAGUCAGAAACCACCUCCGAGGAUCUUGCAGCCGUGACAACAGAUGAGGAACGAGAAAAACCAAGUGAAAUAGCGGCAGAUGUGACCACAGCCGCUGAGAACGAUAAGGUGAAGCCCACAGUAGCAACAAGUGAGUCCAUGGAACAACUGGCGCAUGCCACGCCAGAGCAGUUGCAGUCGUCCGCCGCAACUGAAUACCCUGAAGAAAAUGCAACCAAUCAAACUCAGGACAAAAGGCCAACAGAACAAAUGCAAAGCAUAUCAAGGAAAGUAAACGAGACAGAGGAACAGAUGGCCGUAGAUAUAACCAAUGGAACUCCAGAAACAGCUGAUUCCACAGUUCAAUCUGAAGAGCUCUCUUCAUCCACCAUGGAGCACAGCCAGCCAAUCCAGGACAGUCAAUGCCAGUCGCCGGAAGUGCCAGCUUCCGAAUGCGAAAUAGAGCUGGGCAUUGCAAAUGAUGAGCAGCAGCACGCACAGCAGCCGCCCGUUGAAGAGCCCGUGCAAGAAGCGGAGGAGCCAGCGUCGGAGCUUAUAGUAAGCAUACCGUUAGAUGUGCUCGGCGACGAGCUGCAGCGAAAACUAUGCAGCAGCGAUCCAAUCGCGCAGGAGGAGGAAGAAGAGCAAGCUCAAGAUACCGAGCCUAAGGAGCCCGCAGAGGCGGACGAUGUGAAUAACAAUGAGAAUAGUGAGAAUUUUUGCCAGAGUGCUACAGCAGAUAGCUUCAAUGCUGCUGUGGCACUCACAACCAAACAAAUUGAAGCAGAACCAAAUGGAGGGAAGGCAGUGGUGCCACUCGACGACGACAUGGAGUCCCUGGAACGAUUAGCUGAUAUGCAGCCGCAUGUACCGGUUGCGGAAGUGCAGCCGGUUCGUGCUGUAAAUGCCAGCUCGAUGGAUUUCUUGGCCGAAUUCGAGAAGCACUGUGAGAAGACGCUCAAGCUGCAGGCGAAGAAGGCGCCACAAACGGAACUAGAACUGGUGGAAGCCAAGCAGCAGCUGGAGGUGGAAAUGAACGAUGUGGAAAGCACUUUGCAUGGCAUACUGAAUGAGAUGCAGGACCAGCACCUCUAUACGCCUGUCUGUACGCCGAUUGAUGAAUUUCUAACGCCUGCCGAUUAUGUGCCGCUCAACGAGACGCAAACGCCAGCGGCCACGCCAACGGCGCCACAGCUCUACUCAUCGCCAGCUGAGACACCUCAGGGACAGGUGUCGCCACAGCAGCAGCAACAGGUGAAGGAGGGGAAUCUGUUUGACAGCAGCAACUUUAGCAAUGAGCUGAUCGGCUUCCAAAAUGAUAUGCCCUGCUUUGAGAACAUUGAGGCUACGCCUGAGUCAAUGGCGGCGCAGCAGAGCCUGCAGCUGGAGCUGACGCAGCUGCUGAAUGAGCUGCAGCCGGCACAGCAGCAAUCAGCACAGCAGCAACAGCCGCUGCAACAACAGCAACAGUUGCAGCUACAGCAGGAAGCUGUCAGUUAUGAGGCACUGUACCAGACGCCGCUUACCGCCCAAUCUCCAGUGAACGGCAAUAAGUUGCAGAUCAUCCAAAUGCAGCCACAGGAGACACUGUGGCAGGCACAGGCAACAACAGCACAGCAGACGACAACGACACAGCUGCAAUGGUCGACUGUGGGCGGCCUGGAGGCCAUCAAAACAACACCUGUUGCCGGCCUGGAUAGUCUGAAUGGCAGCGGCACAACCACCUACUACAUCAAUGCCAGCGAUCUCUACCAGACGCAGCUGCAGCAGCAACCAGCUCAGCUGACGGGCGAUAGCUAUGCAAUACUCGAUAGCAAUGAGAACUACGUGCUGGAGCAGCAGCAGCAACAACAGCAGCAGCCCAUUAUGAUACUCAUACAGCAGCCAGAGCUGCAGCAGCCGGUGGCAUCCGCCAGCAAUCCGCAACAGGCGCCGCUGCAUAUAACAUACGGCACCAGCCUGGGCAAUGAGCUGCACGCCUAUCCCCAACAGCAGUUGCAGCAGCCGCAACCGCAGCAACUGCAGCAGCAGCAGCAGCAGCAACAACAGCAGCAGCAGGAACAACGUACACAACAACAAAAACCUCACUCACAGUCACAACAACAAGUACAAAAUACAGUAUUAGGCUUGCCUCCUGCCGUACCGCCGCCCGCCCGCGGCCGUCCGCCCUUGCUUAAGUGUCGCUUCUGCCAGAAUGGACCGCGUUUCUCCAAUAGCCUGGAGUAUAGUCGUCACAUCAUUGAGCUGCACCCGGCCGUGGCGCCCUUCAAUUGUCCCCACUGCCCGCUGGCCUUUGCCGGUCGCAGCAAGCGCAGCCAGCACAUCCUCAACCACCACAUGGUGCAGCAGUUCCACUGUGGCCAAUGCUCACUGAUGUUGCCCUCGCAGCGUGCUCUGGAUUUGCACUUGCAACGCUUUCACAUGCCGUUGCCAACGGAAUCGGGCGCGUCCGGAGAACCAGCUGCUGGCGCUGUGCGCCUAGACGAGGUUCAACUGCAAAUAGCCAACAAGAGAGAGCUUCCUAAACUGCAGCAGCAGAAGACGUCGCCGCAUAUGCCUGCUUUGGAUCUUGAAAAAAGCCUGCCACAGCCACGCAGAACGCGCAUACUCUGCUGCCCGGACUGCGAGGACUGCUCUAGUGGACACAGUCAUGGCAGCGGCCAGUCGACGUACGAGGAGCUGACGAACUUGCAGCCACCACCGACGGUGCUGACGCCGCCGUCGACAAUUGCAUCGGUGCCGUCGCCGCAACCAACGCCGCACAUAACGUUGCCCUCGCCUGAGCAAUCGGAGCCGGACUCGACGACGGCAACCUUGCGGCAGUUUCGCAAGCGCUGCGUGGCCAACUGCACGACAGGAGCAACAACACCAGUCGCAGCACCAACGGCAGCAGCUGCAGCACCAACAAUGCUAACCACAGCCGCAUCGCCGUCGCCCUCCUCGUCGCCGUCCUCGUCGACAAUGGAGACGAGCGUAACGCUGCAGCUGGGCAAACUGAGCAGCAGCCAUCAGUGCGUGAUCUGCGAGAAGCGUUUCACCAAUAUCAUAGCACUUCGCAAGCACCAGCAGCUGGCCCAUGAUUCGCAGACUUCCAUGCCCUGGGUGUGCGGCAUUUGCAAGCGUGGCUAUCGGAAACGGACCGACAUGGAUAAUCAUAUGAAAUCCCAUGAGCCCAAGGGUCGUCCGUAUGAGUGCAAUGAGUGUUGGGUACGUUUUCCGGAAUUCAAACAGCUGGCAAUGCACAAGUUCACCGUCCAUGAGCUGAUCAAACCGCAUACCUGCGAUGAGUGUGGUAAACAAUUUGGUACGGAGAGCGCCUUGAAGACGCACAUUAAGUUUCACGGUGCACAUAUAAAUACCCACCUGCCGCUGGGCGUAUUCCUCAACGAUAAGAUGCCCAGCAGCGUGAGCAGCAAAAUCGAGAAUCCUUCGACGCCAGCAACUACCGAGGAAUCGCUGCCAUUGACGCCUCUUAGCAGUUGCAAUGGCAACGGCGGCAGCAUCGAGGAUUGCCCCGGCUCUGUGGAGCUGGUGGAGAGCAGUGUAGCGCCAUCGUUGGAUAUGAUUGUGAAUACGCCAUAACGAUUGUCGCAGCUUUAUUAUUUGGUUUAUCAGGAACCAGGAACGGAACCUUCCUAUUACUAUUGCUAUGUCUAGCGAUGGCUUCCAUUUUUAAAUACACACAGAGAGAGAAAACCCCGCACAACAGCAAAACUGUUGCAGACUGCAUUCAAUGCACACAACUAGUUGUAAGCCACCACACACAAAAAUACUUAGUUACACUUAAGCCUAGAUCUAAUAUCAAAAAAUGGGGGAUAUUCAUUGAAUGAAUGCUAUAUAUGGGUACUACGAAGUACUGCAAAAACAAAUUGUGAACUAAAGGUUUGCAUAUACUUUUUAUUAUGGAACCUCAUUUCAGGUGCAAACUAGAUAAAACUAACAUGCGGCACAGUUUUAAAUAUUACACUAAUUUAAGACAAGUCUUGGUUACAGACAACCUAACUAUUUAGCUGAAGAAUUGAAUCAGACACUCUGCCAUGGGGAAAAUUACUUUCGUAACGCAUUUUUUAAAUAAUGGAACUGAUGACAUUGAUUGAACUCUACUUAAUUUAGUUUUUAAGACGCCUAUUAUUAUUGUACUUUAUUUUCAAUUGGUAAAUGUUCGGCUCUCUGAGUUCCAUUUGAACAAAUUGUGAAACACAAACGAUUAAUUAACUCAAAUAUCAUUUAAAAUUUAGUUAAGGCUGAGCUCACUUAAUUU